AUUAUUUGGUUUUGGAAGUUGAUAAGACAGACAAUAGGCUGUUCCCUUUGACUUCUGCUGUUUCAUCUCUGAAUAAAAAUCUAUUCAAACCUUCCAUUAUUGUGUGAUACCUCUCUCUCUCUCUGCAGAUUAAAGGAAGAAGAGAGAAAACUAUGGGAAGAGCUCCUUGCUGUGACAAAGCUAGUGUAAAGAAAGGUCCAUGGUCUCCUGAAGAAGAUGCAAUACUAAAGGAUUACAUAGAGAAAAAUGGAACCGGUGGAAACUGGAUUUCUCUCCCCAAAAAAGCUGGUUUGACAAGGUGUGGCAAAAGCUGUAGACUAAGAUGGCUUAAUUAUCUUAGACCAAACAUUAAGCAUGGUGAAUUUUCUGACUCAGAAGAUAAUAUAAUUUGCACCCUCUUUGCUAGCAUUGGAAGCAGGUGGUCAAUUAUAGCAUCUAAGUUACAAGGAAGAACCGACAAUGAUGUGAAGAACUAUUGGAACACAAAGCUCAAGAAAAAAUUCAUGUCCAUGAAUCAAUCAGUGGAGAUGAAAUCUCAACAAGUUACCCUUCUAUCCAUUCUUCAAACUUCAACAAUAUCAUCUCCAUCUCCAUCAUUAUCAUUCACAGGUUCCUUUUCCUACUCAUCAGCAGCAUCUUCAAGUCUUUUGAGUGGAAAUUCUCUUACUUCAGCACAAGAAAGUUUCACUGGUCCCUCUCAGAGAAAUAUCAAAAACCAGAUCAACCAUGUCAUAGAUCAAGAGCUUGUUGAAAAAUAUGAUGAUGAUGAUGAUGUUGAUUACCUCUAUAAUGGUGGAAGUGUUAAUCAGUGGACAGAGAAAGAAAAUGGAUUAUGGGGAGAAAAUCCAUUUGAUGAAAUUAAAGAGCUAAUAAUAAGCACUAGUAAUACUACUAGUAGUUGCAACAACUUUUUGUUUGAUGAGUAAGAGACAGAGGAAAAAGUCAUUAUGUUGUGAUGGAUGAUGCUGACUAUGUGGCUAAAUUGGACUGUGUUUGUUGUGUCUUUGUGAUGAUAUUGGUUUUUAAGUAUUGAAUGAACAGAACCAAUUUCUUUGUUUCAUAGAACAUUUUACAAGAAUCAAUUUAAGCUUGCAAAAUUCAUCAAUGACAAUGACUCAUGCCUUUCACUAAAGAGUUUAGCUACUCAUAAUCUUAAAAAACUAUAUUUCAAUACAGAAAUCUUUGAAGUAUACUUUUUUCACCAUCUCACUUUUAGAAUAUCUAAGAAAAAUAAGAUUUCCUUUUCUCUAAAUACGAAAGUGGGCAUCCAGACUAGAUUUGGUUGUCUAUACUCAUUUGGAAGCGCAAUUGGGCUUAAGAGAAUUUGCUUGAAAAUAUGUAUGGGGCAUCUAGACUCUAGCAUACGUGUUUGUGAAGAUGAGAAUUUUCCUUGGACUUUCAUGGAGUUGUAGCCUUGAAUGUAAGAUUUCAUUUGCUGUCAAUCAAACGUCGAUCGGAGUUACGAAGAUCUAGAUAGGGUCAUAAUACUACAUGUACAUCAUGAUGUAUCAUGUGAUGAAAUAGAAGUUGUAAAUCUUUCUAAAUUCACCGUGUUUCU
Molecule: messenger RNA, 1558 nt
Organism: Vicia villosa (hairy vetch)
Lineage: Eukaryota; Viridiplantae; Streptophyta; Magnoliopsida; Fabales; Fabaceae
Product: transcription factor RAX2-like
Exons: 3
Coding region: 153-926 (257 amino acids)
Source: RefSeq, a predicted model, not a curated record